CAGAACGGGGUGCUUUGAGUGUAUAGUGGGUCUCGCGGGCGCACAUAUUUGCCGGUGAUGGAUGAUUAGGAGAUUGGAGUUGGUGUUAAACCUUGGAAAUGAUCGUAGUUGAUUGAUUGUUAUCUGAUAAUAGUUACAUUAGUGACAAGGUGGUGAAAUAAGUUAUCGCGAAUCAUUAUGGAUACGAAUGGCUCCUUCAUCAAAGCGUACAGCAACAAUUGGCUGUCGCAGUUUGGAUUGUACAAAUAUGCAAGUCCGAUAGAACCGCAGCCUCAGCAAAAGCACAGCCCUCAGAACCGCAGGAUAGCCUUGUACGGAGUCCUGGCGAUGGCAUUUGUACUGUUUUUCAUUGCGUUCUUUAUCGUCAACAAAUCGGAGGCAGACAAGCGGCAGAUGAUCACGGAGAGUUUUUCCAACGAAACCACUAUUGAGUCAAGCAUGGAUCAUACAGCGCUGACGACUCCCUUUUCCUCGAAUGGUACUUCACAAGUGUUAACGAAUGAUGCGGAUAAUCCUGAGAGCAGAGAGUCGGCUGAGAAGAGCAAGCAGCGACGAAUUCGAAGGCUUGGUACCGAAGCUCCCGCAAAUGACUUAAACGACAAUCUUGUACUGUUCCCAAGUCAGUAUUUAAAGCCCCCCAAGCUGGGCAGCGUGAAGAAAUUUUCCGAUGACUUUGCUAUGGCUGAGAGUUUUCAGCUGCUAGAAUCAGAUGUACCUCGACCGUUUAGCUUCGAAGGCGAAGGGGAGGUUCCAGUUGGUUUUACUAAAUCAAAUUACUCCUCCAACGUGGCUGAUGAAGUACCAGAGCAUAGGAUGAAUUCCGGUGCGGCAGACAGCAUUCAGGAUGUCCUGAAACAACUAUCGUCGACAAAAACUCAAAACCAUAUUUAUUACCCACAACAUCAACAGCAACCAUCCGAGUUCAACAAUCCGAUGUAUCAGAACCAUCGGGUAAAAUUUUCUGGAAUUUAUCGCCAUCCAAGAAGGAAUGGUGAAAUAACUACUUUAUUUGGUGCUGCCUCGAAACAACACGAGCUUCAUAUUUCAAAGCCAGAGAUCAUCAAUAACCAAUUGACUGUCCCGAGUGGAUACAUGCCAGAUAGUCUUUACAAUUUUAGACCAGCUAAACCGAGUGAUGUCAAUUUGCUUGCCACAGAUCAAUACAGAUUUGCUCCUGAGAGAGACCCAGAAGCAGUGGAUAGACAGCCUAAAGGUAUGCCUUUUUCGAUAAUGCUGGAUAUUGAACCCAUGAAUGAGGGCAACUUCCGACGUCCAAAAGCAAAGAAGAUCUCACCAGAUCAUUCGAGCAACAAUUUUCCAACGUAUUUCAACAAUCAUAACUUUGCCCAAGUCAAGCAUGCAAUAUACACUCAACAGUACCGACCAGAUGACCCUUAUUUUCGGGGAUCGGCAUACUAUCACCGACCGCCUCGAACUGUUGUUCCCACGUUGAAACCGGGAAAAUUGAUGGUGCAUUUGAAUCUUUACCCAAAGCAACCCGGGGCAAACAGAAAGUUUGAGCUCGAAAAAAGCACUUUGGAAUUUGGAAAUCUCCAAUUGAACAUCGGCGAGAAAUUGCCAGAUCCCGAGCGGCACAAGUCGGAACCUACUGAAACUGCUUUGCCGAAUUAUUUGGAUGCUUACCUCACGGGAUUACCUAGCAUAACCACCAGUACGGAAAUUCCGCCGUCAACGACAACCGCAAGACGACACGGAGCGAAGAGAAGUACUCGCAAUAAAAGUGUUGCUACUGAGCAUCCAUUUUCAGGACGCUAUCCACCUUAUCGUCAUGUUAGACGAAGGCAUCAAAGAGAACAUCCAUCGUUGGAUCUUGCCAGAGUCAACAAACCGAAAGAUUUCCACCCGUCUGAAGCACUAAGCUUCGACGAAAACGAUGCUAUUUGAUUG
This is a messenger RNA of Toxorhynchites rutilus septentrionalis, 1908 nucleotides long. RefSeq lists its product as uncharacterized. The record is from RefSeq and is a predicted model, not a curated record. NCBI's taxonomy places the organism in Eukaryota, Metazoa, Arthropoda, Insecta, Diptera, Culicidae. Bases 178 to 1905 code for a protein of 575 amino acids. The transcript has 2 exons.